This is a messenger RNA of Penaeus chinensis, 1062 nucleotides long. Its product is annotated as basic salivary proline-rich protein 3-like. The coding region runs from base 1 to 1062 and encodes 353 amino acids. NCBI's taxonomy places the organism in Eukaryota, Metazoa, Arthropoda, Malacostraca, Decapoda, Penaeidae. The record is from RefSeq and is a predicted model, not a curated record. The transcript has 7 exons.
AUGACCGAAGGGUUCGGUAAGGUGCAAUCUGGGACUGUAGCCCUUGUCGACUCAGGGAUUAUGAGCAGCGGCGGGGCGGACGCAUCAACCUCAUCCUCGGACAACAAGCGAGCAACUCUAUCCCUCUCGUCCUUUGCCAGCGCCCGCCGCUCGAGUCUUCAAGGAUUACGUCUAAUUGGGGCCUUGUCUUGCGUUGUCCAUCUUGACCUUACGUUAAACACGGAAGAGUUCAUGUUCUCGAAGAUAAGGCCAGACCAAAAAGGUCAGGCUUGUGUUCCAGCUUCACCUCCACCACAGUCAUCACCACCACACUCCGCCCCACCACAGUCACCUCCACCACAGUCACCUCCACCACAAUCAUCUCCACCACACUCCGCCCCACCACAGUCACCUCCACCACAGUCACCUCCACCACAGUCACCUCCACCACAUUCCGCUCCACCACAGUCACCUCCACCACAGUCAUCUCCACCACACUCCGCCCCACCACAGUCCCCUCCACCACAGUCACCUCCACCACAGUCACCUCCACCACAGUCACCUCCACCACAAUCAUCUCCACCACACUCCGCCCCACCACAGUCACCUCCACCACAGUCACCUCCACCACAGUCACCUCCACCACAUUCCGCUCCACCACAGUCACCUCCACCACAGUCAUCUCCACCACACUCCGCCCCACCACAGUCCCCUCCACCACAGUCACCUCCACCACACUCCGCCCACGGAAUAAUCAAGAGUCAUUCUUAUCUGCUUUUAUAUAUAACUGAUCACAUAAGUGCUAACACCUUGCACUCUGGGUCUCUGUUGGCCUCCAUAGACAGCAUAUUGAAUAAUAUAUCCCCUGGCGCCCUCCUGUUCGUAAUUUAUGGUAGUCCGUACCUUCGCGGAACUCAAGGCUACGAAUCGGAGGGAUGGUCCUUAGGUCGAUCUGUCCCUCAGCUUCUAUAUUUAGGGUCGAAGAAACCCUUAAAACGCCCCCAAAAUAGGGAUAAUAAAGGAGGCUGGUCCUCGUCUGAAGGUCCUUUUUGCCGCCCUACACUUGUAUUAGAGGAUGACUAA